UGCAUUGCCCCGAUCCCCCAGCAGGCCCGCACUCCCUCUCCUUGCUUGGACCCUUCACCGGAUCCGCCCCCGGCCUGGACUUCGCUCCCGCGGGGCGAUUGGAGCCUCAUCGCCGCACAGUCCACGACCAUGUCCGCCUGGCUGCGAGCGUUGCCCGGGGCCCGCAGCGGAGUGACGCGGACUCUCAGCUCCGCUAUCCCGGGAGCUCCAUCACUACCUGCAUGUGACAUUGAACCGCAGCCGUACCAGGCAGGGGAAUACAAGGAGCAUCUGUCGGCACGGCGACGCCACCUGCCCCCGCGGGCGCUCACCUACUACAGACAGCCGCUGCUGUUGCACCAGGGCCACAUGCAGUGGGUGUGGGACCACCAGCAUCGCCGCUACCUUGACUUCUACGGCGGCAUCGUCACCGUCAGUGUCGGCCACUGCCACCCGAGAGUGACGGAGGCUGCCCGGGAGCAGCUGGGUCGUCUGUGCCACACCACCAACAUCUACCUGCACCCGGGCAUCGGCGAGUACACACAGAGGCUGUGUGCCACCUUGCCCAGCCCGCUGGAGGUGGUUUUCCUGGUGAACAGCGGCUCGGAGGCCAAUGAUCUUGCCAUGCUGCUGGCCCGCGUCCACACCCAGAGUAACAGCUUCAUCACCCUCAGGGGCGGUUACCAUGGCUGCAGCCAGGCCUCCAUGGCACUGACCUCCAUCUCCAGCUGGAAAUUCAACGUUGCUCCCGCCGCUACUGUUCACCCGACCAUGUGUCCUGAUGUUUACCGGGGCCUGUGGGGUGGGCGCCAUUGCCGAGAUUCUCCUGUUCAAACCACUCGGAGCUGUGACUGCCACUCAGGUGAGUGCCGGGCCAGCGAGGGUUACCUGGGUGAGCUGCAGGAUCUGCUGCGCUGUGGCGUGCCAUGCCGGCUGGCAGCGUUCAUCGCCGAGCCCAUCCAGGGGGUGGGCGGCGUGGUUCAGUAUCCCCGCGGGUACCUGCGGGCGGCGGCGGCAGCGCUGAUCCGGGAGCGCGGAGGCCUCUUCAUCUCCGACGAGGUCGAACGGGGCUUUGGGCGGCUGGGCAGCCACUUCUGGGGCUUUGAGACUCACGGGGUGACACCCGACAUCGUCACCAUGGCCAAGGGCAUGGGCAACGGAUUCCCCAUGGGCGCUGUCGUCACCACCCCCGAGAGGGAGGGAGGGGAGAUCGCAGCCUCCCUGCGCGACGGCAUCACAUUCAACACGUUCGGUGGGAGCCCGCUGGCCUGCGCUGUCGGCAACUCCGUGCUCCAGGUGAUGGAGGAGGAGGGUCUUCAGGCAAGAGCGGAGACGGUGGGCACGGAGUUGCUGCACCAGCUGGCGGAUCUGCGCAACGAUUUCCAGGCGGUAGGAGACGUGCGUGGCAAGGGGCUGAUGGUCGGUGUGGACAUGGUGGCCAGCAAGGAGAGCAGGGAGCCGCUGCCGGAGGCCCAGAUGAACCAGAUCUGGGAGGACUGCCGGGAGAUGGGACUGCUGCUGGGCAAAGGCGGCCUCUACGGACAGACGUUCCGCUUGAAGCCGCCGCUUUGCAUCACGCGGGAGGACGUGGACUUCGCCGUCAGCGUCAUGAGGCUGGCGCUGCACAGACACGCGGCGAGUGGCCCCGGGCCCAAGUAGCGGCAGCCCUGGACACAGACCCCACUCCCACAGACACCCUCCCCCCACAUACCCUCCC
Molecule: messenger RNA, 1696 nt
Organism: Leucoraja erinaceus (little skate)
Lineage: Eukaryota; Metazoa; Chordata; Chondrichthyes; Rajiformes; Rajidae
Gene: agxt2
Product: alanine--glyoxylate aminotransferase 2
Exons: 15
Coding region: 130-1638 (502 amino acids)
Biological process (GO): glyoxylate catabolic process
Cellular component (GO): mitochondrion
Molecular function (GO): L-alanine:glyoxylate transaminase activity; pyridoxal phosphate binding
Source: RefSeq, a predicted model, not a curated record